AUGCAGGCAGCCGGGCAGCGCAUCCGAGUCGGUAGCCCGCCGCGGAGCCUAUGGACGAAUCCUGCCGCCGCCACCAAGCAGCUGACCUCUUUUCUCAUCCAGGACAUUUUGCGCCAUGGUGGCGCUGGAGAGGGGGCGCCCAGCACGCGGCUGGAGGCAGCGAGCAGCGCGGAGAAGCAGCGGCAGCAGCAGCAGCAGCAAGGGGCUUCGCUCUUGGACGCAGCCCAAAGGGAUAUCCUGCCUGCCGGACCCAACAAAGCCCUUGAGCAGUCCUGCGAGGUGGAGGCAGCAGAUCCACCUGCUGAGACCUGCCUGUCAAACUGUGGGAACCCUUCCAACUCCUUGCCAAACCACCCAAGGCCUCUGAAGCAGCAUAAGCGUUCACGUGCUGCUUUUUCUCACACUCAGGUCAUAGAGUUGGAAAGGAAGUUCAGUCACCAGAAGUACCUGUCUGCCCCAGAGCGAGCCCACCUGGCCAAGAACCUGAAACUGACAGAAACCCAGGUGAAAAUCUGGUUCCAGAACCGACGGUACAAGACGAAGAGGAAGCAGCUGGCCUCUGAACUCAGUGGACUGGAUAAGAGCUCUGUUAUGCCAGCCUUCAAAGACCAUGACUUGGCUCGGGCUUCCCUGGCCCUCUCUGUAUAUCACAGCUACCAGCACAGCCCAUAUCUGUAUUACUUGAAUGGCUGGAGUCCCAUCUUGUGGUAACUAGCUUGAUUAUGCAUACUGUAUGCAUCUGCACCAAAGGACUGUCUAUGCUACAGUGGAAUAGGUGGCCACCCUGGUUUUGUCAUGAGGUAUUUGGUAUUUCGUCCCACACUGUGCCUUUGCACAUGCAAGGGGAUGUGCCUGGCACUCUAGAUCUCUGAAGAUUUGGCUACAAAUAUGGGUCAUAUUAUGUACAAGAGAUUUCCACAUCAUCGUUUUUAAU
This is a messenger RNA of Heteronotia binoei (common prickly gecko), 934 nucleotides long. RefSeq names its product NK3 homeobox 1 (gene NKX3-1). Gene Ontology annotation, molecular function: RNA polymerase II cis-regulatory region sequence-specific DNA binding; DNA-binding transcription factor activity, RNA polymerase II-specific. NCBI's taxonomy places the organism in Eukaryota, Metazoa, Chordata, Lepidosauria, Squamata, Gekkonidae. The record is from RefSeq and is a predicted model, not a curated record. Gene Ontology annotation, cellular component: nucleus. The coding region runs from base 1 to 711 and encodes 236 amino acids. The transcript is spliced from 2 exons. Gene Ontology annotation, biological process: cell differentiation; regulation of transcription by RNA polymerase II.